Molecule: messenger RNA, 801 nt
Organism: Penicillium brevicompactum
Lineage: Eukaryota; Fungi; Ascomycota; Eurotiomycetes; Eurotiales; Aspergillaceae
Product: SDR family oxidoreductase
Exons: 6
Coding region: 1-801 (266 amino acids)
Cellular component (GO): cytosol
Molecular function (GO): oxidoreductase activity
Source: RefSeq, a predicted model, not a curated record
AUGUCUCUACAAGGCAAGAAUGUUGUCCUAACUGGGGCUUCCAUGGGGAUUGGCGAGGCCAUUGCUACCUCUAUUGUUGAGGCUGGGGCAAAUAUUUGCCUUCUGUCACGCUCUGAGGACAAACUCAAGGAGUUGAUGGAGAGACUUGCUACUGGCUCCGGACCUAACGUCACGAUUACCUACCAACCUGUCGACGUCGGUCAUUUUGAGAGUGUCGAGAAGGCCGUCAUGGGAGCCAUCGACCAGCUAGGUGACAUUGAUAUUCUCAUAAACAAUGCCGGUCUCGCGCUCGGAGCUCCUAAUCCAUUCAACGACCUUACCCAUUCUCAAAUUACGACCAUGAACAACACCAACAUCAAUGGAUAUAUGUAUAUGACCUACGCUGUCCUCAACAGGGCUAUGCUCAAGAAGAAGGCCGGAACCAUUCUGAACGUGACCUCUAUCACCGGCCUGGAGGUUCCCCCUUUCCCCGGUGAAGCAGUCUAUCACGCCAACAAGGCCUGCCAAGAGGCCUUCACCAACGCCAUCCGUAACGAGUUGAAUGGUACCGAUAUUCGUGUUCUUGCCCUACGUCCAGGCUGUGUCGCCACCAAUUUCCAUUCUCAACGCGUUGGACACAACAAGGAGAUGUACGAUUCUUUUUUUGAGGGAUUCGAGCCUUUGAUUGCCCCAGAUAUCGCUCGCGCCGCUGUGUUCAUGCUCGACCAACCCUUGAACGUGUCAAUCAAGGCUCUUGACGUUGUCCCCUCAGCGCAACGCUCGAUUACUGUUUUUGAUCGUAAGUGGAAUGAGCGACACUGA